GACCGUGGAUCGCGCUACGAUAGCGCGAUCCACGGUCCGCCCACGGUCCCCCCUUGCGGUGUGAACAGCCUCUAUGACAUCCCAUAUGCGGCCAUUUUGAAGUCUCCAUGGGUAUAUAGUGAUUACCAAUAUUUACAACUUAAAAAAAAAAUCAUAACUUUCUUUUUGUUUGUCCAAUAUUGUUCAAACUUUCACCUAUCAACUUGUCUGAGUUUUCUUUUUCUUAUAAAGACAAGUUUUUAUUUGAGUUGGAUUCCCCUUUAAAUUUCAAAAGGACUCCCUCUCGUCAGAGACUGGGGGCUAAAAUCUCAUAGGAGCCAUGAGUUCGUUACCCACAACAUAAAAGGUUUUUGACACCAUAGGUAGUUAGCAUCCCUCGAUCACUGCUAGCUCGGAUGCUUCAUACCAUUGAUGCGAGCUAUGGAGACAUCAACGGUCGCCUGAUAGCUGAUCUAGGAUGUGGCUGUGGGAUGUUGAGUAUCGGAGCGGCAAUGCUGGAAGCAGGUCUGUGCAUAGGGUUUGACAUUGAUGACGAUGCCCUGGAGAUCUGCCAGAGGAACUGUGAAGAGUUUGAGCUUGUCGGGGUAGAUACUGUCCAGUGCGACCUUACCAAGAUGGAAGCGGGUUCUUGGAGUAAGAAGUUUGAUACCGUCAUCAUGAACCCUCCCUUUGGAACAAAACACAACAAAGGGAUUGAUAUGCAGUUUGUACAACUGGGUCUAGAGAUGGCAAUGAAUUCUGUGUAUUCAUUACAUAAAUCUUCAACAAGGGAGCAUAUAGAGAAGAAGGCAGUGCAGUGGGGUGUCGAUUGUGAGGUCAUUGCAGAGUUGCGGUUCGAUCUCCCCUCUUCCUACAAGUUCCACAAACACUCUUCGGUAGACAUAGAAGUGGACUUUGUACGCUUCUCCUUUCCAUCUCUCAUGUCCAACAAAGAACAAAAGAAGAAGAAAAAGCUGAAGGCAUCUGGUACAUGAUGCAAAACAAAAGAACAAAAUCAAAUGAUGAUAUCACGCAGCACUUUGGGCUUGCAAAGAACUUAGCUCUGAUGAUGAUAUGCUACUCUUGAAGAGCACCAUGGACACAUGGUAUGUCAUAAGCGCUUCUGAGGGACUUUCCUCUUGCUGCUUGAGCCGAGCUCUGGCAGCUGUAAUACUGGGCAGGCUGCAAGAGGUUGAGAGUGGAAACUGCAGGAGAAUUUCUUGCCACAGGAAAUUGGUGCCAUUACAUGAUUCAAACAUCUAUCCCUGUGGCUUAUGAACCAGAGACGGCUCUUCCAGGGGCCCGUCGCAGAGAUGCUAUUAUAUGCAAUUCUAAAUAUCAAACGCAGUUUGAUUUUCAACCAUUGAAACACACAUAUUAGGGACUUGCGCUUGAUAUUUUUUCUUUUGUUUUAAUAAGUGCAACUCUUCUGCAUCAUGCUCCUGGCCACAUGAUUUGAAAGUGCAAUAGCUCUGGUUUUUGUCUCACCUGCAUAGCAGAGUGAGACUAUAGGCGCCGCUUUUCCGACGGCGACGGCGGCGGCGGCGAUGGCGGCGGCGGCGUCAACACCAAAUCUUAACCUGAGGUUAAGUUUUUGAAAUGACAGCAUAACUUAGAAAGUAUAUGGACCUAGUUGAUGAAACUUGGCCAUAAGGUUAAUCAAGUAUUACUGAACAUCCUGCCUGAGUUUCAUGUCACAUGACCAAGGUCAAAGGUCAUUUAGGGUCAAUGAACUUAGACCAUGUUGGGGGAAUCAACAUCAAAAUCUUAACCUAAGGUUAAGUUUUUGAAAUGUCAUCAUAAAUUAGAAAAUAUAUGGACCUAGUUCAUGAAACUUAUACAUAAGGUUAAUCAAGUAUCACUGAACAUCCUGCAUGAGUUUCACGACACAUGACCAAGGUCAAAGGUCAUUUAGGGUCAAUGAACUUUGGCCGAAUUGGGGGUAUCUGUUGAAUUACCAUCAUAACUUUGAAAGUUUAUGGAUCUGAUUCAUGAAACUUGGACAUAAAAUAGUAAUCAAGUAUUACUGAACAUCCUGUGCAAGUUUCAGGUCACAUGAUCAAGGUCAAAGGUCAUUUAGGGUCAAUGAACUUUGGCCAAAUUGGGGUAUUUGUUGAAUUACAGCCAUAAAUUUGAAAGUGUGUUGGUCUAGUUCAUAAAACUUGGACAUAAGAGUAAUCAAGUACACUGUAUCACUGAACAUCCUGUGCGAGUUUCAGGUCACAUGAUCAAGGUCAAAGGUCAUGUAAGGUCAAAGAACUUUGGCCACGUUGGGGGUAUUUGUUGAAUUGCCAUCAUAUCUCUAUAAGUGUAUUGGUCUAAUUCAUAAAACGUGGAAAUACGAGUAACCAAGUAUCACUGAACAUCUUGUGCGAGUUAUAGUAGUUUUCAAAAUCAGCACUGCUGCUAUAUUGAAUCGCGUGAUGCAGGUGAGACGGCCAGAGGCAUUCCACUUGUUUACAAUGAUCUUCAAAUUAAAAGGACAGAAAUUCAAA
Molecule: messenger RNA, 2474 nt
Organism: Lytechinus pictus (painted urchin)
Lineage: Eukaryota; Metazoa; Echinodermata; Echinoidea; Temnopleuroida; Toxopneustidae
Product: rRNA N6-adenosine-methyltransferase METTL5-like
Exons: 6
Coding region: 396-974 (192 amino acids)
Biological process (GO): rRNA methylation
Molecular function (GO): rRNA (adenine-N6-)-methyltransferase activity; nucleic acid binding
Source: RefSeq, a predicted model, not a curated record